Caenorhabditis sp. 36 PRJEB53466 is the source of this 857-nucleotide messenger RNA. The record is from the annotation of a GenBank genome assembly. NCBI's taxonomy places the organism in Eukaryota, Metazoa, Nematoda, Chromadorea, Rhabditida, Rhabditidae.
AUGGCUAAGCAACCACAAGUUCUCUGGGCCCAGCGUGAAUCGCUUCUUUACAUAACCAUCGAGGUCGAUGAAGCGAAGAUUGAAGACUUGAAGGCAGACGCCAACAAGCUUCACUUCCAGUAUGUUAUUUUUAAAGAAGUAGUUUCCUAUUUGUUUUUCUUCAGAGGAAGCAGCAAGUCUGAGAAGUACGCAACGACGCUCGAGUUCUACGAAGAGGUUGACCCGAGCUCGCUGCUGCGCAUUGGAAGUAGCACUCGCGUCGUCGAGCUUGUCAUUAGCAAGAAGGUUCCGUCGUCCACCUGGUGGCCGCGUCUUCUGAAAGAGAAAGGAAAGGUCCACUGGCUGAAGGUGGACUUCUCCAAGUGGAAGGAUGAGGACGAUGAGGAGGAGCCAGAAGAGCCAGCAGUCGGAGGAGGUCUCGGCAACGGAUUCGAUCUGAACCAGUACAUGUCGUCGCUGGGAGGAUCUGGUGGUGGCGAAUUCGACGGACUCGACGAGGAUGAAGGUUCGUGUCUCGUUUAGAAUGUUUUUAAUCGUUUUCAAAGAAGACAAUUCUGCUUAGACAAACAACUACGAACAAAAAUAUAAGUGACUACAAGACUUUCUGAAACUGUGUCCGUUGAGCGGUUCGAGUUAACGCGUUCGAAAGUUCACGUGUUCACUGCUCAAUUUUUUCCGUCAAAAUUUUUUCGUUUUAGAAAUGAAAUUGGGGACGGACAAACGGAGAAAGAAAGAAACGGACAGAUCCCGUUAGAUUUUCAUUAAAUAGGAAUGAUGAUGAUGAUGAUUUUGCAGACAUGCCGGAUCUUGAGGACAACGAGGAAGAAGAGGAAGGAAAGACCGAGAUCAAAGCUUAA